AUGUGGAUUGGGGCUGUCAUCCAGGCUGUUCACCCUGGUGACCUGUACGACAUUGUUUACGUUGACACGGGUGCCUUGGAGUUGAACGUGGAGGCCGACGAGCUCCGACGUCGCUGUGUGCCGUGCCCACUAGGAAUGGAGCUCUGGGAGCUUUUGUGUAGUUUUGCCAGCAAUGGCACAGAGCUAUGUGCCCUCAGCCGGGUGGAACGUGCCGCGCGGGCUGCCGCUGAGCGAGAUGCCCAGGUAUUGUGGAGUAUCCUCUACCAUAGCAACUUCGGGCGCUGCGGAAGCCGCUGCGGCUUGGAGAGACCCGGACAGGCCGACCUGAUGCGGGCGCGGCCCGCUGCAGCCGCUUGCCGCGCCGUUUGUGCGGACCCGGCCCAAAGCCCGCUUCCCCGCCAGCGACUUCCCUGGAAGGAGAAGUAUGCGGAGCGCUUCGCGGACCUGCGCCGCGAGCGCCUGCAGCAGAAGCUCCUCCUUCCAGGCGCCCCCGUUGGCACCAAAGGCCGCAGCAGCCAGGACUUGGACGGCCGGCUCCGCUUCGGAAAGGACGCCCUUCGUGGCAGUGUUUACGACCCGAUGCUGGGGAAGAUGGUCUCUGAGGAUGGAGGUGAACAUGGCAAAGUCUUCAUCAGUCGGGGCCGGACGACAUUUGCCCACUAG
Symbiodinium natans is the source of this 663-nucleotide messenger RNA. The record is from the annotation of a GenBank genome assembly. NCBI's taxonomy places the organism in Eukaryota, Dinophyceae, Suessiales, Symbiodiniaceae.